Molecule: messenger RNA, 2889 nt
Organism: Macadamia integrifolia
Lineage: Eukaryota; Viridiplantae; Streptophyta; Magnoliopsida; Proteales; Proteaceae
Product: homeobox-leucine zipper protein ROC3
Exons: 12
Coding region: 132-2564 (810 amino acids)
Biological process (GO): regulation of DNA-templated transcription
Molecular function (GO): lipid binding; DNA-binding transcription factor activity, RNA polymerase II-specific; DNA binding
Source: RefSeq, a predicted model, not a curated record
GUAGAGAGUUCUAGAGUUCUAGAGAGUUCUAGAGAGAGAGAGAGAGAGAGAGAGUUCUAGAGAGAGGCUUCUCCAUCUCUGAAAAGAGCAGUAUACCCACACAGGUGGUGGUAAGCUUUAGUUUCUUAAAGAUGUAUGGAGGAGAUUGUCAAGUUAUGUCAUACAUGGGAGGAAGUAUAGUUACAUCGGACCAACUCUUCUCUUCUCCGAUCCGAAACCCUAACCUCAACUUCAUGCCAAACAUGGGCUCCUUCAAUCAUUUCCCUACUUCUAUUAUUCCGAAGGAUGAGAGCACUGUCAUGAUGAUGACGCCGAUGAUGAUGAGAGGAAAAGAUGAGGAGAUAGAGAGCCGGUCCGGGAGCGGCGGCCAGGGUGAGGAAGUUUCCGGCGACGAUCAAGAGCAAGAACAAGUACAGGAGGCUAAGAGGAAACGUUAUCACCGUCACACAGCUAAGCAGAUUCAACAGAUGGAAGCGUUGUUUAAGGAAUGUCCACACCCGGACGACAAGCAGAGACUGAAACUGAGCCAAGAACUCGGCCUCAAACCUCGCCAGGUUAAGUUCUGGUUCCAGAAUCGGCGGACACAAUUGAAGGCGCAACAAGACCGAACAGAUAAUGUGAUGCUUAGAGCAGAGAAUGACAAUCUGAAGAAGGAAAACUUUCGUCUGCAAGCGGCGUUGAGGAACAUCAUGUGUCCUAACUGCGGUGGCGCUGCCAUUCUCGGCGAGGUCUCUUACGAAGAACAGCAUCUUCGAGUUGAGAAUGCAAGGCUGAAGGAGGAGCUUGAGCGUAUCUCUUGCCUGGUCCAAAGAUGCGGUGGCCGGCCCAUACAGGCACUGGCACCUCCGGCACAACCAAUGCUACUGCCUUCGUUGGACCUUGAAAUGGGUAUCUACAAUAGGAGUUUUCAUGACUCCAUGGGAAAUUGCAAUGAGAUGGUACCUGUAACUCCUUCGCUGCUGCCGGAGAUCCCGCAUAUCGCCGGAGGUGGGCUGAUAAUGGAACAUGAGAAGCCUUUAGCUCUAGAAUUAGCCAUGACUGCUGCAAAUGAACUAGUGAAGAUGUGCCAGGCUGGUGAGCCUCUCUGGGGCAGAAACAGCAACGAUGUCAAGGAAGUUCUUAACCUGGAAGAGCAUGUAAAGAUGUUUCCAUGGCCUAAUGGCUUCAAGAGACAGCAAAAUGAAAUGAGGACAGAAGCUAGCCGUGGCAGUGCUCUUGUUAUAAUGAAUAGUAUUACUUUGGUGGAGUCUUUCUUAGAUGCUAACAAAUGGAUGGAACUGUUUCCUUCCAUUGUGACUAGGGCAAAAACUGUUCAAAUUAUAACUUCUGGAGUUUCGGGACAUGCUAGUGGUUCACUUCAUCUGAUGUAUGCGGAGUUGCAAGUCCUUUCACCUUUGGUGCCUACCCGUGAGAUUCUAUUUCUUCGGUAUUGCCAACAAAAUGUAGAAGAAGGAAGUUGGGCCGUUGUUGAUUUCCCAAUUGAUAGCCUACAAGACAAUCACCAGUUUUGCUUCCCUACCUACAGAAGACGACCCUCUGGCUGCAUCAUUCAGGAUAUGCCUAAUGGAUACUCAAGGGUGACAUGGGUAGAACAUGCAGAGGUAGAGAAUAAACCAUUGCAUCAGGUUUUCAAUCAAUAUGUAACCGGUGGGAUGGCAUUUGGGGCACAACGCUGGUUAGCAGUUUUACAACGGCAGUGUGAGAGGUUUGCAAGUCUCAUGGCCAGAAAUAUAUCUGACCUUGGAGUCAUACCAUCUCCUGAAGCAAGGAAGAACUUAAUGAAACUGGCCCAAAGGAUGGUAAGAACAUUUUGUGUUAACGUUAGCACAUCUGGAGGUCAAUCAUGGACAGCUCUCUCUGAUUCUCUGGAAGACACUGUUCGUAUAACAACAAGGAAAAACACAGAGCCUGGCCAACCCAAUGGCCUGAUCCUAAGUGCUGUCUCCACAACUUUUCUGCCAUUCCCUCAUCAUCAGGUCUUCGAUCUCUUAAGGGAUGAACACCGCAGAUCUCAGUUGGAUGUUCUUUCAAGUGGGAAUUCAUUACAUGAGGUUGCUCACAUUGCAAAUGGCUCACAUCCUGGGAAUUGUAUUUCUCUUCUUCGCAUAAAUGCACCUAGCAACUCCGCUCAGAAUGUAGAGCUGAUUCUGCAGGAAAGCUUCGCUGACCCAAGUGGCAGCCUCAUCGUCUACACCACCGUGGAUGUUGAUGCCAUCCAGCUUGCUAUGAGCGGUGAUGAUCCCUCCUACAUCCCUGUCCUCCCUGUAGGCUUCGCAAUACUUCCUGUAGGUCCCACCGACAAUGAUGGAAGCCUAAGCAGCAACGAAGACAGCAAUGGUCAACCCUCUUCAGGCUGUUUACUUACUGUAGGCCUACAGGUGUUGGCAAGCACCAUCCCAACUGCAAAGCUCAAUCUCUCAAGCGUCACAGCCAUCACUAACCACCUUUGCAAUGCAGUUCACCAAAUCAAUGCAUCUCUCAGCAGCAGUACUGCUAACAGUGGCAGUGGCAGCGGCAGCGGUGGUGACGGCGGUGGAGCUGAGACCACUGCUGCAUCCGAUUGAUGGUAUGGAAGUCCUGCCGGGGUUUACCUCAAUCCCUAUGGGAAUUUGUCUAUUUUUAUAGGAUAAAAGUAGGAAAUAGUGUUGUAAUUGAGGAAGUCAAGAACGCACCAGAUGAAACCCUUAUUGCUUCUUGUUAAGGCUAGGGUUUCCCAGAUUUUUAGCCCUCCAACAUUAAUGGUGGGUGAUGGGAAGCUAAGCAGGUGGGCUUCACCAGUUAGCAAAGGGUGGUGGUUCGGGAAUUGACUUCCCCUUCUUAGACUUUUUGUGGUUUUAAUUAAUGUUUCCCUUUUGUUCUUACUUAAAUGAAAGAAAAAUGUUUCCCCUA